AUGGACGACACACGCCAAAGCAAGUUGACUGGCAUUCCGCGACUGUCAAAACUGCCCGUGCAGUCCUCUAAACUUCCCGUCCCUCGAUCCCACUCGCUGCGACCCCCGCCAUCAGGGGAGUCCCUGACAACGCCAAACGCGAGCCUGAGCUUGCCUGGGAUCGGGAACGCGACAGCGACUGGGAACCUGCGAAACCCGAAGCUCCGGCCGGCUGCUUCGCGCGACCAAUUGGCUCCCUCAACCCGCCCUCAACCACCCGUGGCACAAUCGCGCGUCGUCUCGUCCCCGCAAACCCGCCAGUCCCAGACCCAGACUCUGGGCAGCGCGCAGCGAACAUCCCAAUAUAGCCCGAAUGUUCCUCAGCCGCAGCGGCCGGGACGGGCACCGGGGCCGCCGCUCAGUCAAUCCGUCCGACCGACUUCGGUAGCACGUACCGUGCCCCGGCGCCGGCCCUCCCAGCAAUGGAUAUCUGCCUCGACAGUCCCGCCGCCUGACGGCACAGAGGAGGCCGCGCUUGAGGGGCCAGAGAUUGUCCAAGCUGCUGAGCCGUCUCCCACAGCAAAUGACUCAGAAGUUGGGUAUGGGUCCCUGCGUCCGUCUUCGUUCAAACCGCGACUUUCUCUUGCCGAGAGAACGAUUGAAACCUUAUCUCAGUUACCCUCGUCUCCCUCUGUGAGGGGCAAGUCUGGGGCUGCAUCAUUCUACGAUCCAGAUGCCGGGAGAAACAAGUCUCCAUCGAGACCCGGAAGCCGCGCUUCACGGCCUGGAUCGAGCCACUUAUCAGACGGAUCAGCCCGAGCGCCUUCGAGAUCCGGCAGUCGGCCUGGCUCCAGCUCCGGUCAAGAGGAAAGUGUCUCGAACUUCAGGUCGACCAUCAGCGCGUACAAAAACACGCUCGCUACCAUAGAAGGCACCCCGCUCCGAGGCCGCAGGAGCAUUCAGUCGUUCCAGGCUCCGUUGGCGAAGACGACGCCCGCAAGAACGGUUCGGUCCUCCGCCUAUGGAAUGCCAUCCCCAGGAGCGGCCACCGCCCCACGCUCGAGAACUCCCAGUCCGGGAAAACGAGGACCAACUGCCCCUGUCUCCAAAUUUGGGUCUAGGACUGUGGCCGCACGGCCGCCGACCAAGAGGCCGUCGAUUAACGGGCUCUUCAAAAAGCCGUCUACACAAGCCUUGAACAAGACCGCUGCCCCUGUUGAAACGCCGAGAAAGGCAUCUUCAGCCUCGCAGAGAUCAUCAGCUACGUCAUGCGAGGGCACAAACCCCUCGAGCAUGUCCAUCACCUCCACGAGUACUGCAAUCACCACAGACUCUGCCGAACCCGCACCCGGCCAGGCAUACCGGAAGACGUCCGCAGCCUUGCGGGAGCAGAUCGCCAAGGCCAAGGCUGCUAGGCGAGUUGUAUCGCAACAUGUCCCCACCUCUGAGACCGUCCAUGAGGUGGAGCCGUCCCCUUUAAUACCAACCGACACCACAUUCGACUUUGGGCUAUCUAGCGACCCCUUCAACCAGCGCAGGGACGAUCAGUCCCAGUUGAAGAUACUGCAAGGCCGACUGGAGUCUGCUCGGACGAGCGGCCGAUUAAAUAUUGCCGCCAUGGGCUUGAGAGAAAUCCCGGCAGAGGUUACAAACAUGUACAACCUCGAGUCGAUUGGCCAGCCUGGCGCAUCCUGGGCUGAGAGCGUGGACUUGACAAGAUUCGUCGCUGCGGACAACGAGCUGGAGAUGAUCAACGACUCCUUGUUCCCCGACGUCGACUUGCAGGAUUUUGCCGACGACGAGGAUAGCCAAGGAAACAUCUUUGCAGGACUCGAAACUCUUGACUUGCACGGGAACAUGCUUAUUGUACUGCCAAUGGGAUUACGGCGCCUGCCGCUGUUGACGUCUCUCAAUCUGUCUCAAAACCGGCUCGCGAACAACUGCCUCGAGGUGAUCUCCCAAAUCACGUCUCUCAGAGAUUUGAAGCUCGGUGGCAACCUACUGUACGGGCCUCUGGACCCGAUCUUCUCGCGUCUGGCAAACCUCGAGAUCCUAGACUUGCACAGCAACAACAUUGCGUCUUUGCCCUCGAACUUUGGCAAUCUUUCUCGCCUCCGGGUUCUCAACAUCAGCGAGAACGCUUUUGAGACUUUGCCAUUCGAGACUUUUGCGAUUUUACCCCUGACCGAGCUCAGUGCACGCAAGAACCAACUCCGCGGAACCCUGAUUCAGGAGUCUGUGACAUCCCUUCCGACUCUCCGAGUCUUGGACGUCUCAGCAAACCAGCUGUCGCAUCUCAGCUCGCCAACAGCCACACCAGUUGCGAUGCCCGCCUUGCACCAGCUUACUGUCUCAGUCAAUCGUCUCCAGUCAUUGCCCGAUAUCAGCGGCUGGACCAGUCUUGCCACUAUUGCGGCCGACGAGAAUAGCAUCAAUGCCAUCCCCGAGGGUUUCACCGGCCUUGCGCAGCUGAAAUCAGUCGACUUGUCUAGUAACGAUGUUCGCACCGUCCCUGCCGAAAUCGGACGCAUGGAGAGCUUAACUAUGCUCCGACUCAGCGGCAACCCGCUGCGCGAGAAGAAAUUCAGCUCUAUUAGCACCGACGAGAUGAAGGAGAUACUCUUCCAGAGACUGGAGCCGCCUCCAACAAUCCCCGAGCCUGUGGUUGAGCCGGUGGUGGCUGACGCGGGCGCUCGAGAUGACUUCCCCAACUUAUCCACGAACGACAGCAAUGCAAACGAAGACAUGGAUGACAAUCACUCGGAUAUGGACGAUUUUGCGACGCCGCCGACAUCUGCACCGGGGUCUCCGGCCCGUUCUCGUUCACACACGCUUAGCGGACAGACGUGGCCAAUUAAGUCCGGGGGCGUGCUCGAUCGGUCGAAUACCGAAUCAUCGUCACUGCAUCCGGUCAUCUCGUCAAAGGUUGCUGCGAGCAAUAGGAUCUUUGAGGUUCAGCUUCAUCACAACCUCUUUACGGCACUGCCUGACUCUCUCACAUUUUUUGCCGGGACCCUGACUGCGUUGUCACUAUCGCAUAACCAGCUUGUCGGGGAAACAUAUAUGGGCGGUGCUAGCGGGAACGAGGGGCUGGAUCUUCCGGCUCUGAAGGAGCUUAACUUGGCUUACAACCACAUAACUGGGCUGGGUCCUCUGGUUGCUCAUCUCCGAGCUCCGAAGCUCGAGAAGCUAGAUGUCAGCAUCAACCGAAUUGCCACUCUGCCCCCCGGCACGCAGCUGCGCAAUGCCUUUCCCAACCUGACAGUCCUGCUCAUGGCUAAUAACCAUCUGGCGGACUUGGAUCCGGUGUCGAUCAAGGGCAUGCGGAUUGUGGAUGUUGGUAAUAAUGACAUUGCGCACCUCAAUCCUCGCCUCGGUCUGCUUGGCGGCAGCGGCGGGCUCGAGAAACUGGAGGUCAGCGGCAAUCGCUUCCGCGUCCCCCGAUUCAACGUGCUUGAGCGCGGAACCGAAGCAACUCUUCGCUGGCUUAGGGGUCGUGUUCCGGUUGCUGAAAUGGGUGCGUGGAAGGGCGACGACGGCGACGGGCAGGAGACCAGCCUGGCCGAUCUGGACUGA
Lasiosphaeria miniovina is the source of this 3555-nucleotide messenger RNA. RefSeq lists its product as uncharacterized. Gene Ontology annotation, molecular function: protein binding. Lineage: Eukaryota; Fungi; Ascomycota; Sordariomycetes; Sordariales; Lasiosphaeriaceae. The coding region runs from base 1 to 3555 and encodes 1184 amino acids. The transcript is spliced from 2 exons. The record is from RefSeq and is a predicted model, not a curated record.